AUGACAUCUUCAUUGAUAAAAUUGACUUUGACUGAAGCAGCUCAUAAACGGCGCACAUUUCGUGCUCUUGAACCUAAAAGCACUGUUCCUGAUAGCACAAUUGUCAAACUCGCAGAAGAUGCCAUUCUCACAGUUCCAUCGGCGUUCGACAGUCAAACUACCCGUUUGACGGUACUUUUCGGAGACGACCAUAAGAAACUAUGGUCGAUCACGGCAGAUGCAUUGCUUGCCAAGAUUGGCGAAGAAAGAUGGCUAGGUGGAACCAAGGAUCGGAUUGCAAAUUUCGCCAACGCUUACGGCACCAUUUUGUUCUGGGAUGACGAAGCACCCGCUUCGGCAAUGAACCAGAACGCCCCAGACAUCUACAAGGACAAGACGUACGAAUGGGUGCAUCAGAGCAACGGUAUGCAUCAAUUCUACUUGUGGACGGCGCUGGAAGCUCUGGGACUUGGUGCAAACUUGCAACACUACAACCCACUAAUCGAUGCACAUGUGCAAAAAACCUGGAACGUUCCUGAAACCUGGAAACUAAAAGCCCAAUUGGUGUUCGGCACCCCCAAGGAGGGCCCACCGCUACCUGCGAAGGCGCAGAAACUUCCUGUCGACGAAAGACUACAGGUUUUCGGGGCCAAGAUCUGA
Molecule: messenger RNA, 639 nt
Organism: Lachancea lanzarotensis
Lineage: Eukaryota; Fungi; Ascomycota; Saccharomycetes; Saccharomycetales; Saccharomycetaceae
Product: LALA0S10e04214g1_1
Exons: 1
Coding region: 1-639 (212 amino acids)
Biological process (GO): cellular response to oxidative stress
Source: RefSeq, a predicted model, not a curated record